AUGACACCCAGAAUAGCUCAACUCUUUCUUCAUAAAUCACUUCUUCUUCUUAUCAUCCAAAGUGUUGCAUGUUUGAGCAUAGAAAACGACACCAUUUCACGCGGUGUUGUGAUCAAAGAUCCACAAACCAUCGUUUCCCAAAACCAGGUAUACAUACUAGGAUUCUUCACACCUCCAAACACCACCAACCGCUACUUAGCCAUCUUCUUCUCCUUCUCCCAAGAAACUCUCGUAUGGAUCGCCAACAGAGACAAACCCCUCACUGAUUCUUCCAGCUCCGUUACUCUCUCCCGAAAUGGCAAUCUUGUCCUCGUAGAUGGGACUAAUCAAACCGUCUGGUCCACCAAUCUCACCACCACCAUGAACUCGACCGUCCAGCUCCUCGACACUGGCAAUCUCGUCUUGCGGGAAGAUGCCUCUGGAGACGUGUUAUGGGAGUCGUUCUCACAACCAAUGGAAGUUCAGGUCCAGGGAAUGCCAUUAAGCCAGAACGUAAAGACAGGGAAGCAGCUGCUGCUGACGGCGUGGAAAAACGCCACCAACCCCGAGAAAGGGCGCUUCAGCGGGGGCCUCGACGUCACGAGCGGGACCCCACAGCUUUACAUGUGGGAUGAGGGGCGCCCGUGCUUGAGGAGCGGGCCGUGGAACGGCUACAUUUUUCUUGGGAUAAAGACGGUGUUCUACGCCUACAUAGAUGGAUUCAAUCAAGUGAAGAAUGACAGUGACGGGAAUUUCUUCUUUACCCCGCAACUGCAGAAAGAGCAUGUGAUAACAACCGUGAACUAUACAGGAGGUAUGGUGCGAAAGGCGUGGAACGGAAAGAAAUGGGACGUGGUGUUCGCCUCUCCUGAAAAUGAGUGUGAUGUUUACGGGAAGUGUGGGGCGUUUGGUAGCUGCAAUGCUAUCGAAUCACCUAUUUGUAGUUGUUUGAGAGGGUUUGAGCCUGUAAAUGAGGAUGAAUGGGGGAGAGGGAAUUGGACUAAUGGUUGUAGGAGGAAGAGCCGGUUGCAGUGUGGUGACGAUGGAUUUGCGAUGUUGCAGAAUAUGAAGGUUCCGGACUUUGCUAAACCCUUUCCUUCUGGGGUUCAAGACGAGUGUCGGACCAUAUGUUUGAGGAACUGCUCAUGCAUAGCUUAUGCUUAUGAUAGUCACAUUGGUUGUAUGUUUUGGAGUGAUUCCUUGAUUGACACUCAGGAUUUUGGCAGUGUUGGUGUUAGCCUCUACAUUCGUCUCUCUGCGUCUCAAUUUGAUAACCAAAAGGAGAGAAAGGUGUACAUCAUAAUUGGAGUAGCUGUGGGUUUUGUUUGCAUAUCUAUUAUGAUGUUUAUUGCUUGGUGGUUUAUAGUGAAAAGGAGAGGCAGCAAAGCUCCAGAUUCGAUUAUUUUGGAAGCAGGACAGAUGUUCACGACGGAUUCAACUGCAAUUGUACUAAAAAAUGAAACAAAGGAAGUUAAUAUUGGUGAUUUGCCAAAGUUCACCUUCGAGAUGCUUGCUAAUGCAACAAACCAGUUCCAUGAAGAUAAUCUUCUUGGGAGGGGAGGUUUUGGUCCUGUUUACAAGGGAGUUCUGGCAAACGAGAAAGAAAUCGCUGUGAAAAGACUAUCAGCGGAAUCUGGACAAGGGAUGCAAGAAUUCAUGAAUGAAGUGAUUGUGAUAUCCAAACUCCAACACAGGAAUCUAGUCAAGCUGCUGGGAGGUUGUGUUGAGAAAGAAGAGAAGAUUCUGAUAUACGAAUACAUGCCAAACAAAAGCUUGGAUGCUUAUCUAUUUGGUCCUACAAAUCCAACAGAGAAUCUGUUAGAUUGGAAUAUGCGUUCCAGCAUCAUCGAGGGCAUCGGGCGAGGCAUCUUGUACCUUCACAGAGAUUCCAGGCUAAGGAUCAUUCACAGAGACCUCAAGCCAAGUAAUGUUCUGCUAGACCAAAACUGGAAUCCAAAAAUCUCAGAUUUUGGGAUGGCAAGAAUAUUCGGAGGCAAUGAAGACCAUGGCAGUACCGCAAGAGUCGUGGGAACAUACGGAUACAUGGCGCCAGAAUACGGAAUGGAAGGCAGAUUUUCUGAAAAAUCUGAUGUAUACAGCUUUGGAGUGCUGAUAUUGGAGAUUCUAAAAGGAAAAAAGAAUACACACUAUUUCAAUGAUGAAUGUUCAUUGAGCCUUAUAGAAUAUGCGUGGAAAAUGUGGAGUGAGGGCAACGGCUUGAGUUUCGUGGAGGAAAGCAUUGCAAGUAGGGAGACGGAGGAAGAGAUGGUUCGAUGCAUUCAGAUAGGGCUGCUUUGUGUGCAAGACUAUCCCAAGGAUAGACCUUCCAUUGAAAUCGUGCUGUCGAUGCUGAGUCGUGAUAUUGUGGAUCUGCCAGUGCCUAAGCAGCCCGUGUUUGCAGAUAAUGGUUCGACACGAGGCCCAAAUGGAUCAACACAGCAAAAUGUCUACUCCAAUAACGAGCUCACUCUCACUUUUGCCACCCAUCAAAAUCAUAACCUCAUUCAUUCCCGUAGUCGUCAAAUGGCAACCGGAAUCGCUCAGCUCUUGAUUCAUAAUUCGAUUCUUCUUCUUAUAAUCAUCCAAAGUGUUGCAAGUUUGAGCAUAGAAAAAGACACCAUUGUCAUCAAAGAUCCACAAACCAUCACAUCCCAAAAACAGAUAUACAAAUUAGGAUUCUUCACACCUCCAAACACUACCAACCGCUACUUAGGCAUCUUCUUUGCCUUCUCCCAAGAAACUGUGAUAUGGGUCGCCAACAGAAACAAACCACUCAAACAUUCCUCUGGCGCCGUUACUCUAUCCCGAGAUGGAAAUAUCGUGGUAUUGGACGAGACUACUAAUCAAACCGUCUGGUCCACCAAUCUCACUACCACCUUUCCUGUCAUGAACACAACCAUCCAACUCCUCGAAACUGGCAAUCUCGUCUUGCAGAAAGAGGACUCGGGAGAGAUAUUAUGGCAAUCUUUCUCAGAGCCUACGGACGUGAUUGUGCCAGGCAUGACGCUGAGCCAGAACGUUAACACAGGGAAGAUGGUGGCGCUGUCCGCGUGGAAAAAUGCCUCCGAUCCCGAGCUAGGGAGCUUCACCACUGGCCUUGAAGCACAGAGCAUCCCACAGCUUGCCACGUGGAACCAGGGGAGGCCGCACUGGAGGAGCGGGCCAUGGAACGGCCUCAUCUUUCUCGGGAUAAAGGAGAUGUUCUACGCCUACUUGGACGGUUUCACUCAAGUGACGAACGACAGUGCGGGGAACUUCUUCUACUCAAAGCCACAGGAGAAUGUGUACAUAACGGCCAGUGUGAAUUCCACGGGGCAUGUGAUGCGGAACGUGUGGAAUGGCAUGGCGAAGAGAUGGGACGUGGGAUGGACUGCUCCGGAAAAUGAAUGUGAUGUUUAUGGAAAGUGUGGGGAGUUUGGUAGCUGCAAUGUCACGCAAUCUCCUAUUUGCACUUGUUUGAGAGGGUUUGAGCCUGUAAAUGAGGAAGAAUGGGGGAGAGGGAAUUGGACUAAUGGUUGCAGGAGGAGGAACCAGUUGCAAUGUGGAGACGACGGAUUUGAGAGGUUGCAGUAUAUGAAGGUUCCUGACUUUCCUCAACCCUUGCCUUCGAGGGUUCAAGACGAGUGUCGGACCAUAUGUCUGAGGAACUGUUCCUGCAUAGCUUAUGCUUAUGAUGGUAACAUUGGUUGUAUGUUUUGGACUGAUACCUUGAUUGACACUCAGGAGUUUGAUGGUGUUGGUGUUGAUCUCUACGUUCGUCUCUCUGCUUCUGAGUUCGGCAGCCACAAGGGAAGAAAGCUUUACAUCAUAAUACCUGUAACUGUGAGUUUUGUUUGCAUAUCUCUCAUGAUCAUCAUUGUUUGGUGGCUGAUGAUAAAGAGAAGAGGUGACAGAGUGAGAGAUACGAGUAUCGUGGAAGCAGGCCAAAUGUUCAUGACGGAUUCAACUGCAAUCGUACUUAGAAAUGAGUCAAAGGAGGUUAAUAUCGGUGAGUUGCCAAAGUUCACUUUCGAGAUGCUUGUUAAAGCAACAAACCGGUUCCAUGUAACUAAUCUUCUUGGAAGGGGUGGUUUUGGUCCUGUUUACAAGGGAAUACUGGCAAACGGGAAAGAAAUCGCUGUAAAGAGACUAUCAGCAGACUCCGGACAAGGAAUGCAAGAAUUCAUGAAUGAAGUGAUUCUGAUUUCCAAACUCCAACACAGGAAUCUUGUCAAACUGUUGGGAGGUUGUGUUGAGGAAGAAGAGAGGAUUCUGAUUUAUGAAUACAUGCCAAACAAAAGCUUAGAUGCUUGUCUCUUUGGUACUACAAAUCCAGCAAAGAAGUUGUUAGAUUGGAAUAUGCGUUACAACAUUAUCGAAGGCAUUGCUCGAGGCAUCCUGUACCUUCACAGGGACUCAAGACUAAGGAUCAUUCACAGAGACCUUAAGCCAAGUAAUGUUCUGCUAGACAAGGACUGGAAUCCGAAAAUCUCUGAUUUCGGCAUGGCAAGAAUAUUUGGAGGCAAUGAAGACCAUGGAAGUACUGCAAGAGUCGUGGGAACAUACGGAUACAUGGCGCCAGAAUAUGGAAUGGAAGGCAGAUUUUCAGAAAAAUCUGAUGUAUUCAGCUUCGGAGUGCUGAUCCUGGAGAUUAUAAAAGGGAAAAAGAACACACGCUAUUUCAAUGAUGAAUGGUCCUUGAGCCUUAUUGGAUAUGCUUGGAAAAUGUGGAGUGAGGGUAACGGUUUGAGUUUCGUGGAGGAAAGCAUCGCAAGUAGGGAGAACGAGGAAGAGAUGGUUCGAUGCAUUCAGAUUGGACUACUUUGUGUGCAAGAAAAUCCCAAGGAUAGACCUUCCAUUGAAGUCAUUCUGUCGAUGCUGAGUCGUGAUAUCAUGGAGUUGGCAAUGCCGAACCAGCCGGCGUUUUCGGAAAAUGGUUCCACAACAGGCCCUAGUGGAUCAACACACCAAAAUGUCUUCUCCAGUAAUGAGCUCACUCUUAGUGGGCUUGAUGGAAGAUGAAUCUAUUUCUGAUUGUGUUGUUAGUAUUAUUUUAUACGAGCUCAAGUCACAGUCGGCAAAGUUAUUUUGUUUUAAAUGUUUCUAUUGUACACGAAGACAGGUAAUAGUGAAAAGAAAAUGGAAUAGAGAGGCGCAAUAAUUUUAAGAAAUAUAGUGGAAUUAGUUCUGCCUGUA
Molecule: messenger RNA, 5154 nt
Organism: Salvia hispanica
Lineage: Eukaryota; Viridiplantae; Streptophyta; Magnoliopsida; Lamiales; Lamiaceae
Product: G-type lectin S-receptor-like serine/threonine-protein kinase SD1-13
Biological process (GO): recognition of pollen; protein phosphorylation
Cellular component (GO): plasma membrane
Molecular function (GO): ATP binding; protein serine/threonine kinase activity
Source: RefSeq, a predicted model, not a curated record